AUGAGCGAGGGCGGCGAGGACUGGGGGCCCCCGUCCCCUAAGCAGCGGCGCUUAGACCCGGCUUGUCAACUGCAGAAGGAGACUGAGGCAGCCCAAGCUCUGGCCGAAAUGACGGCUUGGGGCGGCGGGAGCUUUGAGGUCCUCAACCAGCAGGAGGCGCCCGCGAGCUCCGCAGCAAAACCGAGUAGCCUGGAAACGGCCGGCCAGCAGGGGGUGCGCGAAACCGCCCCAGCGGUCGGGGAGCGAAGCGCUUCGGGGCAGGCGUUGGGGACUCGGUACGGCCGCGCAGGGGGCGACCGGGAGGCGUCCUCCGACGAGGAACAAGGAACCGCAGCGGGGGGCGACGGCCGGGAGACCAAGAGAAAGAGGAAGGACGCCAAGGAGAGGCGCAGGGCUGCCGAGGUAGCAGCUGAAGCAGCAGAGGAUGAGUGCUCCGUCAUCUCGGUGGGGGAGGAAGAGGAGGAGGAGGACGACGACGACGACGAGGAGGAGGAGGAAGAGGAAGAAGGGGGCAAACAGCAACCCACUCGCAAAACUGAGCAGUACUUGGAAGCCCUGGAGGCUGUGCAGCUGGAACUGGAAGCUGUAAAUCAGCAGGCCAACCGUGCCUUUGCCCAGCUCAAAGCAAAGUUCAGUCACAUGCGGCGCCCACAUCUGGAGCGGCGUAACGUCAUCAUCCAAAACAUCCCCGGUUUCUGGGUCACUGCUUUUCUCAACCAUCCUCAGCUUUCAGCCAUGAUCAAUGACCGGGAUGAGGACAUUUUGAGUUAUAUGACCAAUCUGCAGGUUGUGGAUUUCACCCAUGCAAAGUCGGGCUGCAAGAUCAAGUUCUACUUCAGCAGCAAUCCCUAUUUCCAGAAUGAGGUCAUUGUGAAGGAAUUCCAGUGUGGUUCCUCUGGGAGAUUAGUUUCUCAUUCUACACCAAUUCGCUGGUGGCGUGGCCAGGACCCACUAGCUCAUGGCCAGAAGAACUUCGAAAUGGGCCGCAGCUUCUUCAGUUGGUUCUGUGACCAUAGCUUUCCUGCAGGAGAUCGCAUUGCCGAGAUCAUUAAAGAAGACCUGUGGCCCAAUCCACUUCAGUACUACCUGAUGGGGGAAGGUGGUGAAAAUGGUGAAGAAGACAGUGAGACAGAGAAUGGUGAUGACUUUGUUGUGAUUGUGGAUGAUGAUGGCGAAGAUGAGGAGGAAGAUGGGGUGGCAGAUGUCCAUGAGAUCAUAGAUGAAGAAGAGACUGAGCGAGGUGAAGUGGUGGAAGAGGUAUUAAGUGGCCAAGAAGAUGAUAUUGCUGGAUCCAAGUCCUCCCGAGAGGAGCCAGAUGGGAAGGAUUCCGAGGUGGAAGAAGAUGGCUAGAUUAGCUUAUAAAAGAACAGUGUAUCUGGUUGGACUUUCCUAUAGGGACCUCAGUGGCACUUUGAUGCUGACCAAUUGCACUUGGACAUGGCAAAAGAUGGGGUGUAUCAGCAGCGGUCACUUAGAUUAUUUUGUAUCUUUAUUUAUUGUAUUGACUGCAUUUCUCUCUCUGCCCUUCUGGGGGCACUAUGUGCAAGCACCCCCUUAAUUGUUUGAUGCUUAGCAUCUCCUACCUGCCUGUGUGGGGGCUGUAUGCUUAUUUGCCCUGUCCCCUGGUGGCUACUCAGGGUCUUGUUUGCCCAGAGGCCUUUUUAAAACAGCUCAGGGUUUCCUUUUUCCAUUCAGCAUUAUUAAGCUGCUGGCUUUUCGCACCUUCCUUGAACUUCUGCUUAUAAGGAUUCUACUCCCCCUGUAUAUAUUUUAGCUUAAGUAUGCCUGCUAGCGGCCGACCAGUGCCUCAUGCCAUCAAAACAUAAUCCCAGCCUUGCUUUUUCCACAUUGAGGGUAGGGCCUAACCUAUUGGGACUCAUCCAUCGCCAAUGCAGGGCUCUGCCAUCUAACCUAGUUUGUAAUAGCUCCCGUUGAUCUAAAUUGGCAACCUUGCACCCAUUGGCUUAGCUGAAGCAAUAAUAGCUGUCUGGAUGCACAGUAUUUUCCUUGGAGUUGUUAAUGCAAGGAGAAGGGCUGUGAUGAUGGCUUAUUCUUGUGUUUGAUAUUUUCUCCAGUGCUCCAGUUCAUGAAAGCAAUGGCAAGAUGUUUCUAGCAACAGCGUGUAUAUGUGAUUUUAUUCUCCAAUGUACUUAAUGUAUAAUUGCAGACAAUUUCCUAGCAAUGUUCCUAAAGCAUCAUACCCAGUUGGAUUUGCCCAUUCCCUAUACCCCACAGAGGCUGUUCUAUGCAAUGCUACUGAUAUUUGUAGAAAGGCAACCAUUUUCCUUGGCUGAUUUUUUUGUAUAUUUCGUAUCAGGACUUUGUACUUUUUUUUACUA
Protobothrops mucrosquamatus (brown spotted pit viper) is the source of this 2339-nucleotide messenger RNA. Its product is annotated as putative testis-specific Y-encoded-like protein 3. Gene Ontology annotation, cellular component: chromatin; nucleus. Gene Ontology annotation, molecular function: chromatin binding; histone binding. NCBI's taxonomy places the organism in Eukaryota, Metazoa, Chordata, Lepidosauria, Squamata, Viperidae. Gene Ontology annotation, biological process: nucleosome assembly. Bases 1 to 1350 code for a protein of 449 amino acids. The record is from RefSeq and is a predicted model, not a curated record. The transcript is spliced from 8 exons.